ACACAUCUCGUCGUGAAAUGUCCCGCUGCGUUGCAGGCGAGAUCUCCCAGCGAGAGUCUAAAAACUACAAUUUACCAUGUCAAACGUCUCAAUGUUUUGGUGUAAAAAGAUGUACAUCGUUGUUGACGUUUCGUAUGAAUGGUAGUGAGUUAACCGUAACGACGGUGUAAUCGCGCGUUAUUGUGAAAAACAGAACAAAGCUUUUCCUGGUUGCGUUUCCCCGAAGCUGCGCACAAGCCACGCAGCUUUGACGCUCGCGGGCUUCCGUCCCUCAUAUUCGAGGACAUGGGACCGUGAAAGUAUGGCGGAUGCCGAGGAGCCGGAGAAGAAAAGAAGGCGAAUAGAGGACCUGACUGAGAAAAUGGCUGUUGACGGUGGCGCCUGCGACUGGGACGGCCGGUGGAAUCACGUGAGAAAGUUUCUGGAGAGACCUGGACCGUUCACGCAUCCUGACUUUGAGCCGAGCACAGAGUCUUUACAGUUCUUGUUGGAGACAUGCAAUAUUUUGGUGAUCGGCGCAGGCGGGCUUGGAUGUGAGCUGCUUAAAGAUUUGGCUCUGUCUGGGUUCCGCCUCAUUCAUGUGGUCGACAUGGAUACUAUUGACAUGUCCAACCUGAAUAGGCAGUUUCUUUUCAGGUCUAAAGAUGUUGGACGACCAAAAGCAGAAGUAGCGGCUGACUUUAUUAACAGUCGCAUCCCUGGAUGUAAAGUUGUCCCUCAUUUCAAAAAAAUCCAGGACUUCGACGAUUCCUUCUACAGGCAGUUCCACAUUAUCGUAUGUGGGCUGGACUCCAUCAUCGCCAGACGAUGGAUGAACGGCAUGCUGAUAUCGCUUUUGAGCUACGAAGAUGGAAUACUAGAGCCCAGCUCCAUCAUCCCACUUAUUGACGGGGGCACAGAGGGCUUUAAAGGAAAUGCUCGUGUCAUUUUGCCUGGCAUGACGGCGUGCAUUGACUGCACACUGGAGCUGUACCCCCCGCAGAUUAAUUUCCCCAUGUGCACCAUUGCGUCUAUGCCGAGGCUUCCUGAACAUUGCAUAGAAUAUGCCAGAAUGUUGCAAUGGCCGAAAGAAAAGCCAUUUGGAGAAACCAGUUUAGAUGGAGACAAUCCCGAGCAUAUCCAGUGGGUGUUUGACAGAGCGCUAGAGCGAGCCGCACAGUUCAACAUCACAGGAGUCACAUACAGACUAACGCAAGGAGUUGUGAAGCGGAUCAUUCCUGCCGUGGCAUCAACUAAUGCUGUUAUUGCUGCUGCAUGUGCAGGUGAAGUUUUUAAAAUUGCUACAAGUGCAUAUAUUCCUUUAAAUAAUUAUCUGGUCUUCAAUGAUGUGGAUGGACUCUAUACUUACAGUUUUGAAGCUGAAAGAAAGGAAAACUGUUCAGCAUGUAGCCAGGUGCCUCAAGACCUCCAGUUCCCACCGUCUGCAAAACUACAAGAGGUUUUAGAGUACCUGACAGAAAACGCCUCCUUACAAAUGAAAUCUCCAGCUAUCACCACAACUCUGGAGGGCAAAAAUAAGACUCUAUACCUCCAGUCUGUUAAAUCAAUCGAGGAGCGAACCAGGCCAAACCUCUGCAAAACUUUGAAAGAGCUUGGCUUGUCGGACGGACAGGAACUAGCUGUGGCAGACAUCACUACGCCUAAGACUGUCCUCUUCAAGCUCAAUUUCACUGCCUGAAUGCCAUUUGGAAUGCAAAGCACUGAUGUGAUGUUUGACAUCCUUUGUCACAAUGUUACUGUAGCGCAUUUGAUAUGAGUGUAAAUAGGACAAGUACCUUUUCACUUGUGCGAUAGCAUUAGUAAUAUUGUUUACUCGUGUGUGUGGGUGUGGGUGUGUGUGUGUGUCUGCGUGUGUGUCCGCGUGCGUUUAUUCUCACAUUGUUGCUCUUUUUGUCGUCAAACGAGAAUAAUGAUAUACUGUAAUCCAGGUACAUUAUUGUCAACAUAGAAGCUUUAUCAGAUCAGCAGCUGAUCAGCUUCACAUAUUUGCUUCAUGGCCAUCUUUUUAAGAUGAGUACUGCAGUAUUUGAUUUUUGUGGCAGAAACAUUUGGAUCUGAUCUUUUUGAACACUUUCAAACUCAACCCCAGAAAAGAAACUCCAAUAGGUAAACAUUUCAUUCACUUUCAACUCAAACCCCUGGAUUCCUAAUUAUAUUUGGAAUCUGAUAAAAUGAAUGUUCCAAAAGUUUGGAAGGGCCUAAAAGAAUAUGUUCCAAUAGAAGACUUGAGACAGAAUACCAUAAUUGAACUGAACAAUAAGGCAUACAUACAUGUGGCGUAAAUAAGAUGUUUAAACUAAAGGCGGACAUUUUUCAUCAUGUUUUUUUAUUUUAAUAUUUUUGUUACUUUAGAAGCUUGCUUGCCUGAGAAGUAUCUAUUCAGAUCUGUAGAAGUUCCAGGGUAACCUUGAAAAUACUCUUAAUACACUACUGUAUUGUCGAAAAUAUCUACUUAAAUUAAAGGAAACCAUGCAGAAAAUGUCA
This is a messenger RNA of Nerophis ophidion (straightnose pipefish), 2484 nucleotides long. RefSeq names its product ubiquitin-like modifier activating enzyme 3 (gene uba3). Bases 302 to 1678 code for a protein of 458 amino acids. Gene Ontology annotation, biological process: protein neddylation. The transcript has 18 exons. Gene Ontology annotation, cellular component: cytoplasm; nucleus. The record is from RefSeq and is a predicted model, not a curated record. Gene Ontology annotation, molecular function: NEDD8 activating enzyme activity. Lineage: Eukaryota; Metazoa; Chordata; Actinopteri; Syngnathiformes; Syngnathidae.